This is a messenger RNA of Penicillium roqueforti, 1377 nucleotides long. RefSeq names its product tRNA-dihydrouridine(20) synthase (NAD(+)). Gene Ontology annotation, biological process: tRNA dihydrouridine synthesis. The transcript has a single exon. NCBI's taxonomy places the organism in Eukaryota, Fungi, Ascomycota, Eurotiomycetes, Eurotiales, Aspergillaceae. Gene Ontology annotation, molecular function: flavin adenine dinucleotide binding; tRNA dihydrouridine synthase activity. Gene Ontology annotation, cellular component: cytoplasm. The record is from RefSeq and is a predicted model, not a curated record. Bases 1 to 1377 code for a protein of 458 amino acids.
AUGACAACUCUCGCAACCGCAGCUACAACCGCCCCCGCGUCGGCCGUUGUGCCGCGCGUGUCCAUCCCUACCAACGGCGUCGACUACCGCAACAAAAUCGUCCUCGCUCCAAUGGUCCGCUCAGGCGAACUACCCUCACGCCUCCUAGCAUUGAAAUACGGCGCCGACCUCGUCUGGGGCCCGGAAACAAUCGACCGCGCGAUGAUUGGCGCCGAGCGACGUGUGAACCCACGAAACGGCACCAUCGAAUUCACCCGCAUGCCCAGCAACGGCGGCCGCCCUAACAAAUCACUCAAAGAAUCAGUCAUCUACCGCAUUGACCCGGCGCGCGAAAAGGGACGACUAGUCUACCAAAUCGGCACGGCCAGCCCGGAGCUAGCAGUGCAGGCGGCGCGCGUCGUGGCCGCCGACGUCUCAGGCAUCGACGUCAACUCCGGCUGCCCGAAACCCUUCUCCACGAGCGGCGGCAUGGGCGCCGCCCUCCUCCGCACCCCAGACCUGCUCGUCUCGAUCCUGGAGGCCCUCGUCAAGGAAGUCGGGACACCCUUCCAAAUCGGCAUCUCGGUCAAGAUCCGCAUCCUCUCCAAGCCCGAAGAAACAGAAGCCCUCGUCUCGCGCCUCGUCAAAACAGGCAUCACGGGCUUGACGGUGCACUGUCGCACGACUCCCAUGCGGCCGCGCGAACGCGCAAUCCGUGACCAACUCCCCAUGGUAGCGAGGAUCUGCCACGACGCCGGUGUGGCGUGCGUGAUGAACGGCGACGUGACGUCGCGCGACCAGGGCCUCGCGCUGAUGGCCGAGUACGGCGUUGACGGUGCGAUGAUCGCGACCUCCGCGGAGACCAACGCCUCUUGUUUCCGGACUAACGAGGAUGGCGGCGUCGCGCCGUGGCGGGACGUUGUCUACGAGUACAUGCGCUUCUGUAUGGAGUCGGAGAAUCGGCUGGGAAAUACCAAGUACUUGCUUAACAUGCUGAUUCCCGGAAAAGACAAAGAGUUCAAGGAUGCGAAACUGUCAAAGACGUAUCUUGAUAUCUGCCGCGCGUUGAAAUUCGAGGAUUUGCUUCCUGCUGCUAUGCGUGUUGAUGAGCUACUCGGUCUCGAUGAGAAAUGGGAGGCUGCCCCCGAUACAGAAUCCCAGGCGGAGCCUAAAUCAAAGGCUGUGCAGAAUGCCAAGGUGUCGGAGGCUGCUCGUGCAGCUGGCGGCGGUGCUGUUCGGACUAAGACGCCCUCGCCGGCUGUUCAUGCGGGUGGUCCUAUCCGGCGGUCUUCUGCUCCUCAGCCAGCUAAGGUUGUUCAGGUUGAUGCAGAGCAGCCAGCUGUUGAGGCUGCUAUUACCGCUGCACAGACUCAGGCUCCGUCUCAGGUGACGGCGUAA